AUGGGAAUGGAGCGAGUACAGUGUACCUAUGACUCUCUGGAUGAAACUUUCGAAAUUAGGGAAGAGAUGUAUCAGGGUCAGCAAUACAGCCAUAUUUAUUUCACACGUCUUCGUUUGAUGCGAACCCUUUUGUAUUCCCUCGUUCCUCAUUGGAAACCUAAUUUUCCUGUUUGCACGGUGCUGGGAUUGGAAGAGAGCAAGGAAUGUGUCAUUGUUGGAACCCUCUACAAACACAUGAAGCUCAAACCUUGCAUACUUGAUGAGUAUUCUAAGCAGAAAUCAGUGGUUCCCCUUGUCCAGCCACGUAACUUCGUGCACUCAGAUGAUUACCUAGUUUUGGAAGAUGAAAGUGGACGGGUUAAGCUCAAUGGAAAUAUCAUUCCGCCAUCUGAAUAUGUAACAGGUAUUGUGGUUGCUUUACUUGGAAAAGAAAGUGGGGCAGGUGACUUUUUGGUUCAGGAUGUACUAGAUGCUGGCUUACCACCACAGAUAGAAUUUCCCCUUAAAUCAGGGGAAGACAAAUAUGUUGUUCUUGUGUCAGGGUUAAGUGUUGGGAGCAGCAGCUCUAAUCCUCUGCAGUUUCAGCUUCUCGUUGAUCAUAUUACAGGGCAUUUAGGAGAUGAGAAAGAGCAAAGUAUUGCAUCACAAAUUGUUCGACUUAUCUUUGCUGGAAAUUUAGUGGAGAUACCUCAAAGACUUCUUAAUGGACAGAAUUUGGCUUCAAAGGAUCUAGCAAGAAUAUCUGAGCCAAUAAGGGAGCUAGACAUUCUGUUGAGUCAGAUAGCUGCUGGUUUGCCUUUGGAUAUCAUGCCAGGACCCAGCGACCCUGCCAAUUUCUCAUUACCACAACAGUCAUUGCAUAGAUGCCUUUUCCCUGGGUCGUCAAUGUAUAAUACUUUUAGAUCUUGUACAAAUCCUCAUUGUUUUGAGCUUGAUAAUGUCAGGUUUCUUGGGACAUCAGGUCAAAAUGUAGAUGAUCUUGACAAGUAUUCGGAUGCAAAAGAUAAACUUGAAUUCAUGGAAAGGACAUUAAGAUGGAGGCAUUUAGCACCCACUGCACCUAAUACUCUUGGAUGCUUUCCUUAUACUAAGAGGGAUCCUUUCUUCAUUGAGAGCUGUCCUCAUGUUUACUUUGUUGGAAAUCAAGAUAAAUUUGAAACUCGUGUCAUAAAGGGAUCAGAAGGGCAGUUGGUCAGACUCGUAUGUGUUCCUAAAUUCAGUGAAACUGGAGUUGCUGUUAUGUUAAAUAUAAGGGACCUCGAAUGUCACGCUCUCAGUUUUGGAACUCAAUUCAGCUCAUAA
This is a messenger RNA of Sphenostylis stenocarpa, 1302 nucleotides long. The record is from the annotation of a GenBank genome assembly. Lineage: Eukaryota; Viridiplantae; Streptophyta; Magnoliopsida; Fabales; Fabaceae.